AUGACUUGUGGAAGAUCCAUAUCUAUCUAUCGAGCUAGCUGGCUAGCUAUCUCUGUUCAUAUCUAUCUAUAUCUGUAUCUACCUGUUUGUCUAUCCAUCUAUGCCUGUGCAUAUCUAUCUAUCUAUCUAUCUAUCUAUCUAUCUAUCUAUCUAUCUAUCUAUCUAUCUCAUUCUGUUUAUAUCUAUCUAUCUAUCUAUCUCAUUCUGUUUCUAUCUAUCUAUCUCAUUCUGUUUCUAUCUAUCUAUCUAUCUAUCUAUCUCAUUCUAUUUAUAUCUAUCUAUCUAUCUAUCUAUCUAUCUAUCUAUCUAUCUAUCUAUCUAUCUCAUUCUGUUUCUAUCUAUCUCAUUCUGUUUAUAUCUAUCUAUCUAUCUAUCUAUCUAUCUAUCUAUCUAUCUAUCUAUCUAUCUCAUUCUGUUUAUAUCUAUCUAUCUAUCUAUCUAUCUAUCUAUCUAUCUAUCUAUGUCAGUUAUAGGCGUUCAAACGAAGAUAAAACUCUAGAAUUCAAUUCCCAUUUAGCCAGAUAUUUGUUAAGUUUUAAUUUUAAUGAUUCUUCCAGGUUCUUUGGAGAAAUCAAUACAUUUCUAUUGUUGCAAAAUUCACAAUAUCUAUCUAUCUAUCUAUCUAUCUAUCUAUCUAUCUAUCUAUCUAUCUAUCUAUCUAUCUAUUUCGUCCUAAAAAGAAAAUCAUCUAAAUUUUGCCCUUAG
Molecule: messenger RNA, 705 nt
Organism: Acanthosepion pharaonis
Lineage: Eukaryota; Metazoa; Mollusca; Cephalopoda; Sepiida; Sepiidae
Source: the annotation of a GenBank genome assembly